Messenger RNA from Gastrolobium bilobum, 1728 nucleotides. Its product is annotated as ankyrin repeat-containing protein ITN1-like. Gene Ontology annotation, cellular component: plasma membrane. The coding region runs from base 1 to 1728 and encodes 575 amino acids. The record is from RefSeq and is a predicted model, not a curated record. Gene Ontology annotation, molecular function: protein phosphatase 1 binding; protein phosphatase regulator activity. The transcript is spliced from 3 exons. NCBI's taxonomy places the organism in Eukaryota, Viridiplantae, Streptophyta, Magnoliopsida, Fabales, Fabaceae.
AUGGACAAGAUUGUUGUUAAUGUUAAUGGUUCUGAACCCAAUACUCCAAGAAGACCAACUUUGGUUCUUUCCAGUUCCGGUAACCCUCUGCUUGUUUCUAACUCAUCAUCGGGCAAAUCUCUGUCUUCAUCAAAAUCCAAUAAUGUGGGUAAGAAGAAGUAUGUGAGGCAAGUCACAGGUCGCCACAAUGACACCGACCUCCACUUGGCUGCGCAGCGUGGCGAUGCUGUUGCUGUUAGGAAGAUUCUCAAUAUGAUUGAUGCUCAGAUGGUUGGAACUCUUAGCAGUGCUGAUUUUGAUGCAGAGGUUGCUGAGAUAAGGUCUGCUAUUGUCAAUGAUGUCAAUGAGUUAGCAGAGACGGCUUUGUUCGUUGCAUCUGAUAAAGGGCACCUUGAUGUUGUCAAGGAGCUCUUGAAAUAUGCUUCUCCAGAGGGUGUUUCGCUCAAAAAUGAUCUCGGUUUUGAUCCUUUGCAUAUUGCUGCUAGCCGUGGUAACCAAGCCAUUGUUCAGUUGCUACUAGAUCAUGAUCCGGGGCUAAUAAAGACAUUUUCCCAAUCAAAUGCAACCCCUCUUAUAUCAGCAGCGACAAGAGGGCACACAAGUAUUGUUGAUCUUUUGUUGUCAUAUGAUCCUAGUCAACUGGAAUUAUCUAAAUCCAACGGAAAGAAUGCACUCCAUUUGUCUGGCCGCCAAGGACAUGUUGAUGUUGUAAGAAUAUUGCUUAUGAAGGAUCCACAACUUGCUAGAAGAACUGAUAAGAAAGGACAAACUGCACUGCAUAUGGCUGUGAAGGGAGUGAGUCUUGAAGUGGUGAAGCUAAUUCUUGAUGCAGAUGCAGCAAUUGUCAUGCUGCCAGAUAAGUUUGGCAAUACUGCGUUACAUAUAGCCACCAGGAAAAAGAGGGUAGAGAUAGUGAAUGAGCUAUUGCUUCUUCCAGAAACCAAUGUGAAUGUCCUAACAAGGGACCAAAAAACAGCUCUUGAUAUUGCUGAAGCACUCCCACCAUCUGAAGAAAUCUUAGACAUCAAAGAUUCCCUUGUUCGUUAUGGUGCAGUUAAAGCCAAUGAUCUCAACCAGCCAAGGGAUGAGCUUAGGAACACUGUGACACAGAUUAGAAAGGACGUUCGUACACAGCUUGAACAAACUCGGAAAACUAAUAAAAAUGUGAAUGGGAUUGCCAUGGAGCUACGCGAGUUGCACAGGGCAGGUAUCAACAAUGCUACUAACUCAGUAACAGUGGUUGCAGUUCUCUUUGCCACAGUUGCAUUUGCUUCUAUUUUUAGUGUUCCUGGUGGUGAUGAUGAUAAUGGGGUGGCAGUGAUGGUAGGCACAUUAGCUUUUGAUAUCUUCUUUAUCUCCAAUGCUAUUGCGCUUUUUACAUCAUUGGCUGUUGUGGUGGUUCAAAUCACACUCGUAAGAGGGAGAACAAAGUCUGAGAUGAGAGUUACCAAGGUAAUCAAUAAGAUGAUGUGGUUAGCAUCUAUUUGCACCACCAUUGCAUUCACAUCAGCAUCUUAUAUAGUAGUUGGUCCGCAUCACAAGUGGGCUGCAAUGUUUGUCACCAUUUUGGGGGGUGUUAUGAUGGUAAGUGUUCUUGGUACUAUGACAUAUUAUGUGCUUAAGAGUAAACGUUAUCAAAGAGCGAGGAAGAAAGAGAAUAACUUAAUGAGUGGAUUAAACUCAGGGUCAGAAACUGAAAUAGAAGCAAACCCAAUUUAUGCCAUUUGA